Messenger RNA from Penicillium bovifimosum, 1356 nucleotides. RefSeq names its product peroxin PEX13 (gene pex13). The transcript is spliced from 3 exons. NCBI's taxonomy places the organism in Eukaryota, Fungi, Ascomycota, Eurotiomycetes, Eurotiales, Aspergillaceae. Gene Ontology annotation, biological process: protein import into peroxisome matrix, docking. Gene Ontology annotation, cellular component: peroxisomal importomer complex; peroxisomal membrane; peroxisome. The record is from RefSeq and is a predicted model, not a curated record. Bases 1 to 1356 code for a protein of 451 amino acids. Gene Ontology annotation, molecular function: protein binding.
AUGGCGACGCCUUCGCCACCAAAACCGUGGGAGAGAGCCGGCGCAGCUGGCAACGCAUUAUCAACAGCAUCUAUCACCGGUAGCCCUGCUACCUCGACCGCGAUGACUACCACAGCGGCCACCCCCGCCUCAACGGCAUCCUCCGCUCCCGACCUUCCCUCCCGCCCUAGCGCCCUCAACUCUGUAGUCAACAACACCGCAACAAAUUACUCACCAUACGGAGCAUCCCGGCUUGGAACGGGCGCGUACGGCUCUACCUAUGGUGGCAUGGGCGGAAUGGGCGCUUACUCAUCACCCUAUUCCAGCUUCGGCACCAUGGGCGGGAUGGGCUCCAUGUACGGCGGGGGAUACGGAGGAGGCUAUGGAGGUGGCAUGUAUGGGGGGAUGGGUGGAAUGGGAGGUGGCAUGUACGGUGGCAUGGGUGGACUAGAUCCCAAUGAUCCGAACAGCUUGACGAAUUCGUUCGGACAGAGCACCCAGGCCACUUUCCACAUGAUUGAGAGUAUCGUUGGUGCGUUUGGAGGCUUUGCUCAAAUGCUCCAGAGCACUUACAUGGCCACACACAGUUCGUUCUUUGCAAUGGUAUCGGUCGCAGAACAAUUUGGAAACCUACGCACAACCCUCGGCUCAGCCCUGGGAAUCUUCACCCUCAUUCGGUGGUUCCGCACAUUGAUUGCCAAGCUCACCGGCCGUCCGCCACCGGCGGACGCAACGUCCCUGACCCCGGCUGCCUUUGCAGCAUUCAUGGGCAAAGGCGCAGGAGCAGCCACACUUCCCGAUGGCUCCCCUGCUCCUCCCAGGCCAUCCAAGAAGCCCUUCUUCAUGUUCCUGGUUGCCCUCUUCGGGUUGCCCUACCUGAUGGGCAAGCUCAUCCAGACCAUGGCCCGGAACCAGGAGGAAGAGGCCAAGCGCCGCCAGCAGCUCGUCGGACCCAACGGUGAGCCAGGCGCAGCCUUCGACCCGUCCAAGCUGGACUUCUGCCGUGUUCUUUACGACUAUACUCCUGAGACCCAGGAGGCUAACGGCAUUGAUCUCGCCGUGAAGAAGGGAGAUAUCGUUGCUGUCCUCAGCAAGUCUGACCCUAUGGGCAAUGCCUCUGAGUGGUGGCGCUGCCGUGCCCGCGAUGGCCGCGUCGGAUACCUCCCCGGUCCGUAUCUGGAGACUAUUCAGCGCCGACCUGGCCAGCAGGCUAUCACGGCCGGCAGCGAGCCUGGUACUCGCACCAGCACAAUGAAGGGUGAUUCUGUUGCCGAGGGCCGCACGCAGAGCCUGUCGUCCCUGAGCAAGCCCGAGCUUACGAGCAAGAUGGGUGAUAUCUCGCCUGAAAGCUUCCAGAAGAGCACCUUCUACUCAUGA